GCCUGAGCAGGUCUGGAGGUAUUUUACAGCGAUGGCUUUCUACAAAGUGAUGUGUUUGGCUGCUGGGCUGAUGCUCCUGACCCAAGAGUCUGAGUCACAGCUGGAUGUUUGUGGUCAGGCGGCUCUGAACACCAGGAUUGUAGGAGGACAGGUGGCCCCUGUUGGCAGCUGGCCCUGGCAGGUCAGUCUGCAAAUAUCUGGGUCCUUCUGUGGAGGAUCCCUCAUUAACAGUCAGUGGGUGCUGACUGCUGCUCACUGCUUUCAAACCACCGACCCGAGCGGACUGACUGUGACUCUGGGCCGUCAGACUCUACAGGGAUCUAAUCCCAAUGCAGUGUCUCAGACAGUAACAAAGAUCAUUCCACAUCCAAACUACAACUCUGAUACCAACGACAACGACAUCUGCCUCCUGCAGCUCUCCUCAUCUGUGAAUUUCAACAACUACAUUUCUCCCGUCUGCCUGGCAGCUUCAAACAGCACCUUCUACAGCGGUGUUAACAGCUGGGUCACUGGCUGGGGCAACACUGAAGAAGGAGGCACUGUUUCACAAAACCUGAUGGAGGUGGAGGUUCCUGUUGUGGGAAACAGGCAGUGUAACUGUAACUAUGGAGUGGGAAGAAUCACUGACAACAUGAUCUGUGCCGGGUUAAGUGCAGGAGGAAAGGACUCCUGUCAGGGGGAUUCAGGAGGUCCAAUGGUGAGCAAGCAGAACGGUCGCUGGAUUCAGGCGGGAGUCGUCAGUUUUGGAACCGGUUGUGCCAGACCGAAUCUUCCAGGAGUCUACACCAGAGUAUCCCAGUACCAGACCUGGAUCAACAGCCAGAUCUCCUCCAACCAGCCGGGCUUCAUGACGUUCACGUCCACUGGGACCAACAGUGACCUCAGUGUCUCCUGCACCACUACUACCACCACCACCACUACAACGACCACCACCACCACAACUCCUACAACCACUACAACUUCCACCACUACAACCACCUCCUCUGCAAAAGCCACCACACCUACAACCACCACACCUACAACCACAUUACCUCCAACCACUCCCCAACCGGUGGUCUGUGGACAAGCUCCAAGAAAUUCUGGCAUUCUGGGAGGAACCUCAGAUGUGACAGCCGGCUCGUGGCCGUGGAUGGCGAGCUUACAGAAGAAUGGAAGUCACGUGUGCGGUGGGACUCUGGUGGCCUUGGACUCAGUGCUGAGCAACGCCAACUGUUUCUCAAGCUCCCCUGUAGCGUCCGAGUGGACUGUCGUGUUGGGGCGUCUGAAGCUAAAUGGAUCCAACCCCUUUGAGGUGACGCUGAAUGUGACAAAUAUCACUCUGAGCAACACGACCGGGACCAACAUAGCCAUCCUCCAUCUAUCUGCCCAGCCCACCCUGACCGACUACAUCCAGCCCAUCUGCUUGGACAACGGGAGAACCUUCACCGAGGGCUUGGCGUGCUGGGCAGCCGGUUGGAGUCCUGGAAGAGGAGGAGCUGAGGAAGUUAUGCAGCAGUUUCAGACCUCGGUGGUAAACUGUGGGAGCUCAUCAUCGAGUGGGAGCAUCUGUACAGACGUGUUUACACUGCAGCAGGGUGAUUCUGGCGGCCCGCUGAUGUGUAAGCAGGGCGGCUCUUGGUUCCAGGCGGUCGUGUUACCACCUCCAAGCCCCUUUGCCAGGAGAAGACGACAAACUCUAGUUAUGAACUUCACCAGAGUGAGCUCCUUUGGUACCUUCCUGACAAAGACGCUGGGGACACUCUUGUCUCCAGCCUCCACGACCACCACCACCAACCCCACCAGCACCUCUAACACCACCACCAACACCACCACAACUACCUCAAACCCCGUAUCACAAAGCAGCGGGGGUCGUCCUGCUCACUCCUUCAUCGUUGUCUUCUUCCAUCUCAUCAGCCUCGUCUUUUGUCUCCAACUCUUCCUGUAGAGAGUCUGACUUGAUUGACAUGAUGUGAUGGACACAAAUGAAUGUGAACAAGCUUCGACUCUAAGACUUUACAGGCUUAAAGCUCUGCCUGCUAAUUUUGACUUGAUUCUUAACUGGUUAUCUGCAGAGAGCUCAGUGGUGACGUUUGGGCGAGUUUACUGUCGGCUAACGGCGACUUAGGUGCACCAGUUCCAAGAAAAGGAAGCUGGUUGUGCAAUGUGUGGCUUGAGCUCUGACUCACAGGGGCUUUGAGCUGGACUCUGGUUUAAGGGUGUAAAAAUGAAGAAGUUCUUUAAACUUGCACUGAACAUUAAACUGUAGCUCAA
This is a messenger RNA of Oreochromis aureus, 2250 nucleotides long. RefSeq names its product transmembrane protease serine 9-like. Bases 32 to 1924 code for a protein of 630 amino acids. NCBI's taxonomy places the organism in Eukaryota, Metazoa, Chordata, Actinopteri, Cichliformes, Cichlidae. The record is from RefSeq and is a predicted model, not a curated record. Gene Ontology annotation, biological process: proteolysis. Gene Ontology annotation, molecular function: serine-type endopeptidase activity. The transcript is spliced from 10 exons.